This is a messenger RNA of Clarias gariepinus (North African catfish), 4251 nucleotides long. It is a transcript of the gene map7b, whose product is annotated as microtubule-associated protein 7b. Gene Ontology annotation, cellular component: microtubule cytoskeleton. NCBI's taxonomy places the organism in Eukaryota, Metazoa, Chordata, Actinopteri, Siluriformes, Clariidae. The coding region runs from base 1 to 2403 and encodes 800 amino acids. Gene Ontology annotation, biological process: microtubule cytoskeleton organization. The transcript has 19 exons. The record is from RefSeq and is a predicted model, not a curated record.
AUGCUGUUGCCCCCCAGGCUGAGGAAGGGGGGCAGCAGGUCGGUCAUCACCUCUCUCACUACUAUCACAGAGGAAGACGAGGAGCAGCGGAGCCGGCGCAAGAAACGCAGGAAAAGAGAGUCUGACCCCCAUCUCCGAUACGACGUGAAGAAGCCCGUUAGCAGGCCCGACUCGACAACCUCUGGAAACAGCACGUACAUCAUAUCCAGCUCUCCAGAUGUACACAAUGCAGGAAGAUCAGAGCCGCUGGUGCUCAAACUGGAUGAGAGACAGAGACUGGCUCGAGAGAGGAGGGAGGAGAGACAGAAGCAGAGCGCUGUACGAGAGGCUCAGCUGAUGGAGCGUGAUGAGAGGGCCAGGCUGUUCUAUGAGAAGCAACUGGAGGACAAAAGGAGGCGUCUGGAGGAGCAGAGGCUUAAGGAGGACAGGAGGCGCGCGGCCGUGGAGGAGAAGCGACGUCAGAAGCUAGAGGAGGAAAAGGCUCGGUACGAGGCGGUGGUGAGAAGGACUCAGGAGAAGAGUCAGCGAGUCAGACCGAAGCAGAACCGCUGGAGCUGGGGAGGAACCCUGACCUCCAGCACCUCACACAAUAGCGAUGCUAAUAGAAAGUCCGUCUCCACCAUAAAUCUGUCAAAGCACAUAGACCCGGUCAUAAACAAACGUCUGUCUUCAUCUUCUGCUACACUGUUAAACACGCCAGACCGAGGCUUACAGAAGCAGACGUCCCUCUCCUCUUCUUGCUUAGUAAAUAAAGCUCGAGCAUCCAGAGAGAAGAUCCAUCAGGACAGACCUGCAGGUAUGCGACGUUUGCCUCUAACUCUAUGGGAGAGCAACAUGGUCAGUCGCUUACAGACACCAACGCACUCGUACCUGGCCAGAAGCCGAAGUGCUGUAUCUUUGUCUGGAGACGCAGUGACCCUCGUUUGUCCUCGCUCAGCCUCCUGUCACCACACCUGCUCCCUGGCCUUCAGGCCCCUGCAGUCACGCAGUAGCGAGCGACCGGUCAGAGCCGGCCUCAGUCUCGAGCGAGCGACCAAAGCCGGGACGGAGACCAACCCGGGCAGGAGGUCCAUCCCUAAUGUGCUGCCUGAUAGGAAGGAUAAGGACUACAUGCGCAAGUCCUGGACCAAUCUGUCCUGUCCUACACCAACGCUGAGCCUCACCACCAUCAAAAGAGCGCCCUCUCCUGGCAGUCAGCGUGCUAAAGUCAGCCAGGCAUCAUCUGCCAGGAGUUCCACUAAACCACCUCAAAAGUCCCCUGCAUCCAAAAGAUCUAGGUCUCCUCCUCCAUCUUCCAUGCCCUUAUCUCCUAGCAACCCUUCCCUGUUGCCUGGGAACCUGCGACCCAGCCCGAGAGUGAGUCCGGAGGUUGAGAAGAACCUGAAGCAGGAGGAGGAGGCCAAGAGAGAUAACGCGGAGGAUGACAGGGCAGAGGGUGAGGAAGCAAAGCAGGUGCAAAGUCCUGCAAAAGCAGCAGCUGAAAUCUCCACGAAUAAAGCUGAGUCCAAUGGUGUAGAGCGUGUGGCGAGUCCACCGGCAGUCAGAUCCAGCACAGGAACUACAGACCCAGAGGAGGCGUCUCGACUGCUGGCUGAGAAACGACGCCAGGCCAGAGAGCAGAGAGACAAAGAGGAGGAGGAGAAGAGGCAGCGGGAGGAGGCCGAGAGACGACACAGAGAGGAGAUGGCACGGAGGAUAGCUGAGGAGAGAGCGAAAAGAGAAGAGGAGGCCCGGCGUCUGGCCGAAGAGAAAAAACUCAAGGAGGAAGAAGAGAGACGCUCAGAAGAGGAGAGACUGCAGAGAGAGAGACAAGAAGAAGCAGAACGCCUGCAGAGACAGAAAGAGGAAGAGGAGGCUCGUCAGCGCGAAGAGGCAGAGCGAUUGCGUCAGGAGAGAGAUAAACACUUCCAGAAAGAGGAGGCGGAGCGACUUGAAAGGAAAAAGCGUCUUGAAGAGAUCAUGAAACGCACAAGGCGCUCAGAUCAGAGCUCCGGUCAGGCGCAGAGCAAAGGAGGUGCGAGUCAGCCGGACUCUGAGCACACGGUGAAUGUGGCCCCUGUGAUUCCCUCCAUUACUGUAUCAGCUCCGCAAAUCUCUCUCCCCACAGAGCACAGUGACAGUAACGGACACACAAACCCUGACCUCGACUUGCACACACUGGACCCCAUUGACCACGAAGCAAGCACCGAAGCCCAGUUCCAAGAAAACGGCAUCAUCAUGGAGACCCCACUCUUCGAGGAGGUGAUCGAGGUGCCCAUGGUGACCAAGCUGUCCCGUCAGGAGGGCGACGGAGAGGAAGCGGACGAGAGGAGGAAAACUCCGCUGCUGGCCUUCAGUGAGAACGGAAGCACACACGACCUGAGCACAUGGGACGAAGUCCAGCUCCAAACAAGUGAUGCCUAAAACUUUCAGAGAGCAUGAUGGGAAAUAAGUGCGACUGAUACCUACUAGGUUUUUCACCCUUUUCCACAUAGACACCUGGUUAAGGAGAAACUCCCUACUGUAUAACACACUCUUUUAAAGUUUGGACGGCUCUCUAAACACUCAUCCCUAUGCUUCCUCCAAUGCAGACCCUUCCUUCUGAGCCCCUCCGCAUCCUCUUUUACACUACAAAAGUUGUGUGUUCCAGGAAUCUUAGCACGGAUGUAGAGAAGCAGUGGAUUCAAAUCAGCUGUAAAGUCAGAUCUAAUACUUGAAGUUUUUGGGGUUUCGGUCGAGGUCAAAUUCAGUGAAGUGAUUUACAACAAUGAGGGCAUUGUUUUUGACCAAUGCCUUUUGGAAUGUUUAGAAAAAGGUGUGUAAAUCAGAAAUGCACUGAACGCAUUACGACUUUUACAAGAAUGAAGAAGAAAGUAUGAAGAAAUUGUAUUUUCCUACUUCUUUAUAAAGCUUUAAUAUACAUUCGCUCUAUUUAGACAGUGUUGCACUGGGGGUCUUAAUAGAGAUGCGGCAUAAUAAAAAAAAAAUGUGUAAAAAUUCUUGCCCGAAAUAUGGCACAUUUUUCUUUUCUUUCUUCUUCUUCUUCUUUUUUUUUUUUACAUACCACCUUUUCUGAAAAAUGUAAAAUAAAGAAACUUUUGUCCAAGGUAGGUAUGUUUCAUCAAGAAUAUUUGUUUACCCUGUAAUAGCGUUAUAUUAAUUUAUGUUCUCAGCAUAGAGUUUUGAACUGAUAUUCUAUUGAAUGCACAAAUUAUUGUUGUUAUUAUUAUUAUUAUUAUUAUUAUUAUUAUUAUUAUUAAGAUGCUCCAAAAACUGACAAAAAACAUGUUUUGAUUGAAUUGGUUGCACUUUUUUUUGUAAGGAAAUAGACAUGUACCUUAUUAUUUUUCCCUUAUAAGAUAAAAAUCUUUUUUUCCUAAUUCUUUGACUUCAGUUUUCAGAUCAAAAAUGUAUUUUUUUCCACCUCUGAGUGAAACCCUAAUCCAAAGCUCUCACCGCUUAAAAAAACAAAACAAAAAAAACAACAACUCAUCUACAGUCUAAUGUUUGGAGAGGGUUUCAGUUUCACUCAGGAGCAGAAACAGUAAAGAAGAGCGCAGGACGACACCUUAAUAAUGAAUGAAAUAAUAAUAAAAAUAAUAACAAAUAAAAUGAAGAAAGUUGAAACGCUGCUAUGUGUAACUUCCCUAUGCCUUAUCAGAUCAGGAGACGUGUGUUUGGGGUUCAGGGGCUGAUGAUCACCCUCAUCAUUACAUUUCAUUUCACAUUAAACAGCCAGUUUCAGAACUCUGAGACUUCAUCUUGAUUUGCUCAGUCUGUAUAACUGCACAAAAACUGCUGGAUUACAGUCCAGGUUCGCUUAAGCUCGGAGUGUUUGAUGGUGUAUUCUGAUGCUGUUGUAAUGUAAUGCAAAACUAUUACAGAGCUAAGCUACUGUAAAAUGUGUUCGUUGAAAACGUAAUGUAAAUCUAAAUUUGUGUGUACAGUCACUACAGAUAUAACUAUAUUGUACAAAGACAAGACAAGCAUGACACUAUCUGAUGUAAAACUCUCUAACUUGGCAUCUGUACCAGCUGGAGGAGAGAACUUCUCGUAUCUCAGACUCAUCAGUAACGCUCAGUUCUAGUUUGGUAGAGUUUCCAAACUCUGCUCGUGCUUACAGUAGAUUUUUUUUCUGUCUUUAUCCAUGCUUGUUUUUCAUCUCUUUACAAAUUCUUUGUUCUCAUUUACAUCUCAAUCAGUGACAUCUGUAUAGCAUGUAAAAAAACAAAACAUAUAUUAAAAUCAAUAAAUAAUUUCGUUUGAACAAAA